AUGACGGAGUCGACACGCACUACGGUGACCGGUGAUGUGGACAGCCUCAACCCCUGCGGUAUCCGAAUUGCAGGUAUCAAGUGGAUUUCCGUCGCCGGGGCCAAAUACAAAGUUUGGACGAAGAAGAUGGGCUCUGGAAGCCUCAAAGUACUUCUACUUCAUGGCGGCCCUGGCUUUCCUCACGACUAUCUGGAAUGCUUUGAAUCCUUCCUUCCCGAAGCCGGGAUCGAGAUGUACUACUACGACCAAUUGGGCUGUGGCAAUUCUGACAAACCAGAAGAUUCUUCACUUUGGAACCUCGAGCGAUAUCUCGAAGAAGUUGAGGAAGUGAGAAAAGGCCUCGGAUUGACAGACUUCAUCCUAUUAGGUCACAGCUGGGGCGGAAUCUUGACCAUGGAGUACGCUUUGAAACAUCAGAACGAUGGACACCUGAAAGCAAUCGUGGUGUCGAAUAUGGUUGCAAGUAUUGAGUCAUUCCUACGACGGGUAAAUGAGUGGAAGGACACUUUGCCUCCAGACCUGUUGCAGAAAGUGAAUCAAAUCGAAGCGGCGGGCGAUUGGGAAAAUCCUGAGUACGAAAGAAUCAUGAUGGACGAAAUAUAUCCAACCGUAAUCUGCCGAAAUACACCCUGGCCUGAGCCCGUGACUCGCUCGUUUCGCCUUGUUAACCAGGACAUAUACGUGCAAAUGCAAGGUCAUAGUGAAUUCGUAGUCACAGGAAAUAUGAAGGGAUGGGAUGUAUGGGAUUCGUUGCCGAACAUUAGACUCAAGUCAUUGAUCAUUGGAGCAGAGUAUGAUGAGAUGGAUCCUGAAGAUUGCAAAAAGAUGGCACAGAUCAUACCUAAUGGAGAAGUGGUUGUGUGUCCUGGAGGAAGUCAUAUGUGCUUCUAUGAUGCGCAAGAUCAUUAUUUCAAGUAUCUACUGGCAUUCUUGCAAUCACUAAGCUAG
Bacidia gigantensis is the source of this 948-nucleotide messenger RNA. RefSeq lists its product as uncharacterized. The coding region runs from base 1 to 948 and encodes 315 amino acids. Gene Ontology annotation, biological process: proteolysis. The record is from RefSeq and is a predicted model, not a curated record. Lineage: Eukaryota; Fungi; Ascomycota; Lecanoromycetes; Lecanorales; Ramalinaceae. The transcript has a single exon. Gene Ontology annotation, molecular function: peptidase activity.